UUUUUCUUUUUCUUUUUCUCUAUUGAAGAUUUUUACAAUAUGACAAUCAUACAUAAAAACACAGAAUAUAAUUUGACACGAAAAACUGAGCAAAAAAGAAAUAAAUCAAUUUAAGAAAAUAAUAGACUAUGAGAAUAUUACAUAAAAACAAAGCGUGAUAAAAAAUUAAACAGAAAAUAUUACCAAUAUUUUGAGUCUUUGAUUUAGUUCUUAACUUAUUGAUACAAAGAUGAUUUCACAUAAUCAAUAGAAUGAAUCUCUAUUGGCAUUAUAGCAGUCAAACCUUUAUUAUUUUGAACAUUUUUGACUUUACAAGUAAAUCUCAAAGUGCUACAGAAUGACAAUAAAAGUAUUAACCAGUGCAAAAAAGUGCAAAAAAAACACUAAUUUGAAAAUAUCUUCAGAGCAAAUAAGAUCAAUUACAAUAUGCUAAUAAGAAAACUUAAAUGUGGGACAAAAGAAAAUGAGAAGUAUUUGUAAUAAUUGUAAUGCUAAUUUCUAUCUUUAAUCUGACAAAGAAGUCAAAUUGGAACGCAGACUAAAAAGAAAAAUAUAUUUUUAUAAAACUGUAUAAAAUGAUUUAGAAGAUAAACCACCAAAGCUGUAAUAAAACACUGAUGUAUGCUCAGAGACGCUAAAUAAACAAGAAUUAGGUCAUGCUAUGAAAUAGUAAUGAAGACACGUGGGCGGAAGUCAGCUACGUCAUCACAACAGUAAAAGCAGCCAGUCCGUGGAUGUGACACGCUUACAAAUCCGUGGAAAACAACCGAUAUCAGCAGGGAACCAUGAUCCGGCCCCAGCAGAGUGUCUAACCCGCUCCCCGCUCCCCGCUCCAACACCGCCGGAUCCUUCGCCGUUCCUCUCCCCGCACCGAGUCCGCGGAGGCUGCGGCGCCAUGGUGGAGCAGUCGGACCGAGCCCCGCUGCUGGACUGGGAGGAGAUCCCACCGCCCGAACCGAACCAAGCGGCCCAGCCGCCGCCUGAGCCGCAGCGGGAGGACGACACCGCCGCGGCGGACAAACGGACACCGAUGUCCGGGUCGGGGUGGAGCGGCGCCGUCCACGCCGUCCCCACCGCCGUUACCUACAGCCCCACACGGAACAUCACAGCUGUGGUUGUGAGCAGGGACAAGCCGACCGGGUGCGGCUUCGCUCGUCCGCAGCCCCCCGGUUCGAACCUCCCGUUCCCCGGGGUCACGGCGCGGGGUCAGUGGGAGGAGAAGGACCAGAUCGUGGCUGUUUUUGUGGUGACUUUUGAUACGAGAUCAGGGAACAUGGUGGAGUGGUGUCUGCCUCAUGACGUCAACCUGGAUGGAGUGGAGUUCAAGUCCAUGGCCAGCGGCUCCCACCGGAUCACUAGUGACUUCAUAUAUUUUCGUAAAGGGAAAUACUUCGGGCUGGCCUGCUUUGCCAACAUGCCGGUGGAGAGUGAGCUGGAGCGCGGAGCGAGGAUGAAGUCCGUGGGAAUCCUGUCUCCGUCCUACACUCUGCUGUACCGAUACAUGCACUUCCUGGAGAACCAAGUCAGACACCAGCUGCACUGUCCAGGCCAGUACUCACCGCUGGAGGCCUUUUACGAGGAUAAGAAGGCGGUUCUGCCGCCGACAGGAAACGGUUUGGUUUCGUCGUGCCCGACCUGGAGCGUCUCCGCUAUAAACCGCUGCAUGCACCCAGAGAUGAAGAUCACCCACCCGGCUGGCUGCAUGUCCCAGUUCAUCCAGUUUUUCGGCGAGCAGAUCAUGGUGCUGUGGAAGUUUGUUCUGCUCCGGAAGCGGCUCCUCAUCUUCUCUCCUCCACCCAUAGGCGUGGUCUGCUACCGGGUGUACUGCUGUUGCUGCCUGGCUAAUGUUUCGAUCCCUGGAAUCGGGGUUUCUGUGCCUGAAUUACGGCCGUUUUUCUACAUCAACAUUGCUGACAUCAGCACCCUGGAAACAGAGUUUUCAUACGUCGCUUGCACCACAGAGAAGAUUUUUGAGGACAAGAAGGAUCUGUAUGAUGUCUACAUUGAUAACCAGAAUGUGAAGACGCACAGAAGCCAUCUGCAGCCGCUGCUCAGGCUGAACGCCGCGGAUAAGGAGAAGUACAGGAAACUGAGUGAACAAAGACAGAUGCUGCUGUACUCUCAGGAGGUGGAUGAAAACUGCACAGCGAACGAAGAGGAUCUGUUCAUUCUGUUCUUCAUGGAGCUGAACAACCGGAUCUUCCAGACCCUGUGUGAGGUGGCGGGCAGCUCUGACCCCACCAUCACCGCUGACCACAUGAGGGCCAUGGGGCUGGACCCCCAGGGGGACCGCUCCUUCCUGGAGGACCUGCUGGAGGUUUACGGCAUCGACGUCACGCUGCUCAUAGACACCCUGUGCUGCUCCUAAACCCCUCCAGGACAGCAGCCCCCCCACACACAGCAGCACACUGGAGAUGGAAACUCUGCCCCCUCUGGGGGUUUUAAUCCGUUCACCUCUGGGUUUAUGGACCCGGCCCACUGUGGGUGAUCUGGACACUCGGUGUGGGGAGAUGACUGUAGGAUCCUGGUUUGACGGUUCUGAAAGUCUCAGUCGCAUUUGGGGAAAAAGUUUCUCCCCCCUUUGGAGUUAAUUUGUCCACUUGGAUUCAUUUCAUGGGAAAUUAAACCGACUCAAACCCCCUCAACCUGCUGUGAGCUUCUGGUUCUGGUAAAUCGACUUUAUUCUGCAUUUCAGAAAGGAAGCAGUAUGAGAGUUAAAAAGCUUUUAUGUAAGCGAGAGUUGGGGAGGGAAACGAAUGCAAGAACUGAUGAGCAGUUAGCAUUCAGUCACGAAGAGAUGAAUAUUAUUGUUUCUGGGCUUUUAAUGAUGUUUUGACCUGUUUGAAAAUACAAAAUAUCAUUUCUAUUGUCUCUGAAUGUAAAGAUUAAUUGAGUUUUCCAUCAUAACUCGUCCAUCUGUUUGAGAUGAACUCCUCUUUUAUUCCACCAUCUUUCCAGUCAAACUUAAAGUUGCAGAUUUUGGAGCAGAACUAAGAUUCAAAGUAAAAUCAUCGACUUUGGAAAAUAGAUUUUCCAAAAAUGACAUUGUCAUAAACAGAAAAUGUGAUGAAUUGAUUGAUGAUGAUGUUCCUGAUCAAUGGCUGAAAAUCUGUGAAAUACUUAAAAUCUGGUAAUCAAUCAACUUAAAUAAUUUCUACUAUAUCGGGACGGAGUAAUUCAAAUUCAGUAAUAUUUGAAAACAUUUUUAAGGAAAGCUAAUCGUUGUCUCUGACUGAAGUCUGGGAUACGAUAGUCUCAAUAUCCAUUCUGCUGCUCUGCUAAUCCUCCUCAUUUGCUUUUGCCGCCCUAUUUAAAUAUCUAAUGUUGGAGUUGGGGAUUCUGAUGAAGGAAAUAUUUGGUUUGAACUUUUCAUUUUCUCUUGUUGCCUCAGUUGGUUUACUAAAGGCUCUAAAAACAACAAUUUGCAAAAGGAUUUCAAAGGAAAUAUUAAUUUUUCAUCCUGUUUAAAAAUGAGAAAUUUACAAUAAAUUCAAUUCUAUUAUUAAAAGCCCUAAAUUAAUAUGACCUUCAUGACUGUAUGUAAACUUCUGUGUAAGAAAGAGAAAGGCUGUUAAUAAAUACUUUAAACUUUAUGCACUUUCACCACAAUCUGCUGGCCUCCCUCUGAUUAUCAGACCAAAAGGAUGGGUGCAUUCUGGGAAAUGUAGUUGUUUUGUUUUUUUUUUUUGGGGGGGGGGGGGUUUGUUAACGCUUCACAUUUGUGAUGUUUGUAGGAGGUUUUCAGUGAACAUGCACCACUUAAUUUGAAUGCUGCACUCUGUCAAACACUUCCUCACACACACACACACACACACACACACACACACACACACACACACACACUGUUGUGCUUAACUGUAACCUUUUAUUUGUUGGGUUUAUGAUUGAAAUCUUGAAUUAGCUGGUUUCAGGCGUUAACCAGAUAAUCUAACAUCAGAACCUUGUUCGCUCUUCGUUGUUUUGGGGCUGAUGCAGGAACUUCGGCCGCCUCGCCUCCGGCUCGGUGACUUGGACUGGACUUCGGAGACGGGCUGGAGGAGCUUUCAGUUCUUCAUUUUGAUAAUUUCAGUGAUUUGUUCCAUGUUGGAACACAGGAGGCUCAAAAUCUGCUUCCAGAAACUGUAUUCCAGUGGGAUUUCAAACUUCUAACAGUCUCUCUAUAAACUGUCACAAGCAUCGCUUCUGUAUUUCAAAUAUACUGUUUCAUUUUUUUAACCUUUAUGUGUGGUUUCGAGUUGGAUAAAAGGAAAUGCACUAAUUGCUCGCGGCAGUUAAGCUUUAUUUCAAAUUUGGGGCCUUAAAAUAUGCUUUUUUUCACAGAAAUGCUUGUUUGUAGUUUUAAUAUUUAAUUGCUGAAUGUCUCAACACCGUGCUUCACGUUAGCCAUCAGCAGAUUUCCUAUGACUGCUUUUGCUCUACAGCUUUAAUGUAAAAGGGAAUGUACGCACACACACCAUGCCACUGAACACACCGCCUUUCUCUGUGUGGAAACCUCCACAGCUGUGGACUGUGGUCAACAAAGCGAACCGUGUCACUCCUCUGAAUGUCAGCAGAGACGUUGCUCCUGCAUCCACGCAGAGUUUUUCUUGACUGUAUUGUUCACCAAGUAGCAGUGAAGCCUCCACCAGUGUGAAACACACAAAGCCCUGCAGCAUGACUACCUGUUAGUUUCACUGUAACACAACAAAAUACUGAUUCUGGUUCAAUGUUAUUAAAUCCCACAAGUCUCCCUUUCAA
Molecule: messenger RNA, 4737 nt
Organism: Gambusia affinis (western mosquitofish)
Lineage: Eukaryota; Metazoa; Chordata; Actinopteri; Cyprinodontiformes; Poeciliidae
Gene: dennd11
Product: DENN domain containing 11
Exons: 9
Coding region: 896-2368 (490 amino acids)
Cellular component (GO): cytoplasm
Source: RefSeq, a predicted model, not a curated record